Messenger RNA from Echinococcus granulosus, 2793 nucleotides. Its product is annotated as Ubiquitin domain-containing protein 2. Gene Ontology annotation, molecular function: protein binding. The transcript has 12 exons. NCBI's taxonomy places the organism in Eukaryota, Metazoa, Platyhelminthes, Cestoda, Cyclophyllidea, Taeniidae. Bases 1 to 2793 code for a protein of 930 amino acids. The record is from RefSeq and is a predicted model, not a curated record.
AUGGGAAAUCGCUUUCACCGAUCAGCUGUUCCAUCCUAUCGUGGUGGUGGGAAUAACUGGACGUCACCCAGAAUAGCUGUUGGUAAAAACCAGCCACUGAAACGCGGCACAACACGGUGGUGCAGCUCCCAGCCCAUCUACCAUUCUCAGCUAAAGCAGAAACGUGAUGAGUUCUGGGACACCGCACCGGCUUUUGAGGGACGUCAAGAGAUUUGGGACGCCCUGCGCUCCGCCGCGGAGGCUGCGGAACGUGGUGACCACGAGAUGGCUCAGGCCAUCAUCGACAGCGCCAACAUAAUUCUCCCCACUGGAACCUUGUCGGAGAGCUACGAUGAGCUAGGCAAUCGCUAUCAGCUUCCGGUGUUCGUACUUUCCCAACCCACCAACUUGGAACCCGACCCCAGUGGAGCUGGAAGCUCCGGUGAUCAGAUUCUCUCUUCCUCUUACUCCUCUGUCGUUCCCGCCGGUGCCACCUUCGCCAACACCCUCGACGCCACAGGUGACGACGAAGACGACGAGGGUGUCACUGUAGUCAGCCUCCUCUCACCCCAUGCCCCCGUAACUUCCACCACCACUGUUGUCAGCGCUGUCGCCCCUUCCUCCGCCCCUACCGAGGCAAUCUCCGCCUCCCCUUCCCCUUCCUCGCGUGGUGCAUCCCAUCCCUUCCGCCGUCUUUUUCACCCCCGUCGACGAAGGGCGCACUCAUUAAGCAAAAAAAUGCGUCGGAAGUACGGUGGUCGACGCUCAUCUCACUCUACUCUCUUCCCCUCCCCUUUUACCGCCUCCUCAUCCUCCACUUCCGCAGCCCCACGUCCUUUCGAUCUCCGAAUGCGCCUCUCCACGGGAGAUGAGUAUUCCCUACCUGUAACGAGCAACCAAUCGGUGCUCGAGGCAAAACGGCGUCUUGCUACACUAAUUGGUUGGCCGCCCGAUCGCCAGCGAUGGUAUUGCGGUGGGGUGGCACUGCGCGAUGCGCUCCGCAUUGCCGAUUGCCCUCCAAGCAUUGCUCCGCCAUUAAGUUUCGUGGUGCAGGUGGUGGUACAUUCGCCCUUAGAGCCGGAGUCUACGUGGGCUCACCAGAAUCGGGAGGCGAAGCACACUAAUGAUCUGUCCAUCUAUCUACCUGCCAUCCAUUUUUCCAUCCACAAUACCCUUGUGCCAGAUGCUGCAAAAAAAACCUCAAUCCGUCCUAGUCUCGAUAGCAAGGUCGUUCUAAGUCUUAAGUCAGAGUUCAAUAUCUCCAACGUUUCCUCAAAUACCUUCAUAGUAUCAAAAUACUUUUGCGGCCUUCCAGUUCCCAGGGAUGCUGAAGGUGCUUAUUUCGAGGGAGAGAGAGAAAGGUCGGAUCUCAUUGGAGCCAUUGUCCUCUUAAAAGGUGUUUCUUCUCUUACUGUUCCGAUUUACAAUCGCUCCGUACUUUCCGGUGGAAAUACCUCCGUUUCUCCAGUUGAUUAUGACGUCUACGCAUCGGUGUUUUGUGCAAAGAAGUUAAUUUCGAAUCUGUCCAAUCCCAAGAUAUCGCGGUUCAUGAGAUUUUUGGAGCGUGUCGUUUCAUUGCCCCUCAGUCCAACCGAGAAGACCGCCUUCCACGCGCCUAGCUUUUGCACUGCACGCGCAGUCUCCGGCACUGGUGGCGAUCCGACGGGCCACUCGUUGGUGCGAGCUUUUGCGGUGGCCAGUCAAGUGGCCACCGCCUACAUGGAAUCCAUCGCUGUCCCCGGCGGUGGUAAUGGCUGGAAACAUUUCAUGUCUGAUCCGCACAACAUCACAUCUUACCUGUGUUUGGGGAAGGGGGCGAGUUUUGUUUUGGAAUGUCAUGACCCUUGUGUCAGAUUUCCUUCCCUUUUGGGACUAAUCAAAAGUACCGAUAUCAUGUUGUCUACUACUAAUGUCUUUGAAAAUGGGAAAUCGCUCCGGCGCUAUAGUUGGCUGGAGGAAUGGAAAAAUCCACGAUUUUGCGUUCCCACAGAUACUUUCUCCUGCACUUGUCCACGCCUGCUGCUGGUGCACUCGAUGGCACAACGUCGUCGUGCUGCCCUGAUGACCACUCUACGUAAAGAGGCGACCAGUGUGCACUCCGCGCUGCCGUCUCUUCUCCACACACCUACCUCCACCGAGGCUAACAACCCGGAGCAUCCGGACUGGCCGCACCGAGUGCUGGCGCUGCUCUCGGAGGCGCUAUGUAACCGAUUUGUACCUCUCCCAGCUUCCAACGGGCAGGCGACAUUGAUCUGCGACCACCAGCAGAGCCAAAAGCAACAGGGCUGUGUCCCAGAGGCGUUAGUGCAACGACUGUGGAAGAUAACUUCGUAUGUGGAGACGGUUUUGCGUUCAUCACCAGCUCAGCAAGAAUACGCAAAACUUUCCUCCUAUCCAUUCCUUCGAAUAGUUGAACAGGAGCUAGCUAAAGUCUCGACCAAAGGUGCCAAUCAUACCACUCCCUGGCUGCAUAUCUAUGUUGGACAGCCAGACUCCAUCGCCCUUCUUCUCCACGCACUGAAUAUCACCGUCGGUUCGACUGAUCAGCAGCGUGCUGUGGGUCGUCUGGUCAUGGAGGUGUUACGCGGUGAGCCACCGCGACUGCGUUUCAUCCUCGAUGGAGUGGACAUUAGUGAGGCUCUGAAGCCUCUUGGACUGUGUCACGGGCAGCCACCUAUAUGCACCUCGACGAGCUUUCUGGCCUUCCUUAGGGGACCCACAUUUUGGGGUUCCUCGAUUCGUACUGCCCUCAAAUCCUCUGAGGCUGCGUAUAUUGCACUCUGUGCUUCUCCUGACUUCAGGACAACGAUUUGA